AUGAUCCACAUCAAUUGCACAAGGAGCCUGUGGGACAAGUACCCCUACCAGCUCCAGCUGAGCUUGGCUCAGCGAUUCGCAACGGAUGAGUUGAAACUUGCUGCCCAGACUUUCAAAGUAAAGGGGGAUUGGACAGACCCUGCUGACAAGUUCUUGUCGUUCUACUUGUGGGACGAUGCAGACGACGGGGAGCUGCCGGCCUUCCAAGCCGACUCCGCCAGCUUCAGCCAGACGCUGAAGUUCUUGCUUCGCGAUGCAGAUGAUUUGCAAGAGGCCUUCAUGAUCGACGACUUCGAUGAGGACCUGGACAUGGACAUGUCUCUCCCGGAGAAGUCCGAGAAGCAGAUGGACGAGGCGGCAGACGAGGAGAAGAAGACAGGCGAGGAGAAGAACAGAGGCGAGGCGAAGAACACGGGCGAGGCGAAGAACAGGGGCGAGGAGACAAGGGCCGUCAUCCUGAAGUCGGCUGCCGAGGCGCUGGCCGAUGCUAUGAAAGAGGUGUUCCUCGACGAUGCCUUUGUCGAGCAGAUCCAGGGACUGCCGUCCACCAACGAGUUUGUGCUUUACGUCGCACGAGGGUUCUUGAAGUGCGCCACAGACCAAGCAGACAUUCUCAAGACUUUGAGCGCCACACCGCUCUUCCAGGCAAUCACUGAUGCAUGGGCCCAGGUCACGCGCAUGAUGAGGGCUCUGCUUCUUGGCUUGGGGAAAGCUGAGGAUGCAUCGGCGUCCGCAGCGGAUGCCUUUUGGUAUGCGCAGUAUAGUGGAUCGUCCUUUUUCGACCGAAGCGUGAAAGGUGUGCUGCAGAAAUCUAGCUGGUGGCAGGCACAGCUUGCCGACAUAGCUCGAGUUGCGGGCGCCAGGCCCCUUUUGCAGCCGAAGAUCCUCCGGCUUGAAGAGCUUGUGGGCGUGGAGAGUGGCGAGAGCUUGUCGGGCAGCCAGUUGAAAGAGCUGGUGCACUUGCUGGAGGAAGUAAGGCCAGCUCUUCGACAAGGUGAAGUCGAAGAGCUUUUCAAGAAAGCAGAGAACGUGGCUCGAAGUGCUGCCACAGCCCUGCAAGCCACCACAGACUUGACCAACCUCUCUGCAGCGAAGGUCGAGAGCGUCGCCAAGCUUUUCCAGAUGUUGGCGCAUGUGCCGGGUGUGCCCUCGGCUGCCGAGGAGUUCCAAAAGUGGUCGACUAAGAGUUCCCAGCACCUGACGGUCAACAGCCUUCUGGAGUGCAUGAAGGCAGCGACCCGUUCGGAGAUUGACUUUGUGAAUCUCCGGGAAAGCUUGGAGGCCUGUAGCACUCUCCAGCCCUCAAAGGCCACGAUGAUCCCCUACAUUGUCUUUAUCAGAAUUGCCCUCCUCCACUUCGCUGACAAGGUGCUCGCUUCGGAGAAGGCCUUGGCGGAGGUGAAGCCGAUGGUGACGACUUGCCUUUCCAUGGCUAAGAAGCUGGUGCCCCCCGACUUCAAGGAGCUGUCCCAACUCGUGAAUGCUCACAUCCAGGGAGUCCAGUAUGCGGGCGUGUACCAUUGGCGACUCCGGAAGUUUUCCGACAUGGGUGCGGAUGCGGCUGCCCGACUCGCGAAGGACCCGAAGAUUCAGUUUCUCACAGUGCUUCAGGCAUCCAAGGCCAAGUGUGCUGGCCAUGCCACGAACUUGGCCGAGGCCCAGCAAACCUUCGAAACCAAGAUCGCUGAGCAGGAUUCUGAUAUCAGUGCCGACCCUGCAACCGCUGAGCUUCUGAGUUCCAAGAAAGCCAUGGACGUGAUCUUGGAUGCAUCGCAGGAGCCUGUCAUCGAGUUUAUGGACUGCAUAAAGUACCAAAACAAUGUGAUGAAGGAACGUGUCAAGGAGCUCAGUGCUAAAGCGUGCGACACAGGCUGUGGGUACCAGGCCGGUGGUGCCAAUUUCUGGCGUGCCGGGGUUGGUUUGGAUGCGAAUGUGGCAGAGCUUCAAGCCUUGACCUUGGGCGAUGACUUCAAAGCCAAGAUCAAGCUGACAGCGAUCCGAACGGCAACCGAUUCGGUUUUGCAGGUGCGCAAAGAGAUCGAUGAUUUCUUGGGCAAGUUCGACUUGCCGAGUGACGACAUUGCUGCCACACAGCAAGUCCUUGAAGAGAGCAGCGGGCUGGGCCGCUGGCAGUCAGGGUGCUUUACAUCGAGUUGCUCAUCCUUGCGGCUUUCACGAAACUUGAGGCCAAUUCUAGCUCCCCGGAUGCCAAGACUGAUUUCAAGGGCCUGA
Symbiodinium sp. CCMP2592 is the source of this 2232-nucleotide messenger RNA. The record is from the annotation of a GenBank genome assembly. Lineage: Eukaryota; Dinophyceae; Suessiales; Symbiodiniaceae.